Molecule: messenger RNA, 2300 nt
Organism: Papilio polytes (common Mormon)
Lineage: Eukaryota; Metazoa; Arthropoda; Insecta; Lepidoptera; Papilionidae
Gene: fzr
Product: fizzy-related protein homolog
Exons: 9
Coding region: 375-1844 (489 amino acids)
Biological process (GO): positive regulation of anaphase-promoting complex-dependent catabolic process; anaphase-promoting complex-dependent catabolic process; positive regulation of ubiquitin protein ligase activity
Cellular component (GO): anaphase-promoting complex
Molecular function (GO): anaphase-promoting complex binding; ubiquitin ligase activator activity; protein binding
Source: RefSeq, a predicted model, not a curated record
UGCUGUUGUCUGUUUCAAAUUUUGAUUUGCUAUUAAAUAGAGCAAAGUCUAAUUUUAAAUUAUUUGUGCAUACUAAUCGUUUAAAACAAUCCCAUAACAAGUUUGUGUAACGUUAAAUCUGUUUGUGUUAGUUAUUAUCUAGUGCAUAUAUGAUAAUCAAUUGCGCUGCUGCGCUAUCGGGCAUGUCAAAUUUAGUCAAAUGGUCCCUAGCAGUCGGGUGGUGUAGUAGUCUCGCGGAUUUCGAAGUGUGUGAACGACGACAAAUCAAUAAAAUGGUCCGUUGAUCAUUUACUUUUAACUGGACAAACAAUCUAGUCCUUUCUUCCAUUAGUUUAUUUCUAUAAUUGGACAAAGCAAGUUGAACGAUAUACAAAAUGUUUAGUAAGCCAUACGAAAAGAGAUUGGUGCAACAGUGCAGUCCAGUGAGCAAGAAGGAAUCGGUGCUCGUGCGACCUGAAGUGAUGGACAGAUUUAUACCUUGUCGUCCUGAUAAUAAUUGGCAGACCAGCUUCCAAGCUAUACGUCGAGGCACAGAGAACCAGCCGGCGAAGAAAGCCAGGGCAGAGGGUGCAGCUAAUGACGGCACUGGGGGGCGAGAGCAUCUCGCCUAUACGUGUCUACUCCGAAACGAGCUCCUGGGCGCAGAGAUAGAUGAGUUAAGAGGGCCAGCAUGUGAGAAUAGGGCCGCAUUAGGCGCUGUGCAGCUUGCUUCCGCUGCGACCGCCGCAUUAUCGUAUUCACCGCGCGUCUUCAAGUUCAGAGCUCCUGUGCAUAGUGCAGAGGAGAAUAUAGAUCCAUCGCCGUAUAGUCUGUCACCAGUGUCAGCAAAAUCUCAGAAACUCCUACGUUCACCGCGCAAAGCGACGCGCAAGAUAUCCCGGAUUCCGUUCAAAGUGCUCGAUGCGCCAGAACUGCAGGAUGACUUCUAUUUGAACCUGGUUGACUGGUCGGCACAGAAUGUGCUCAGUGUCGGCUUAGGUAGCUGUGUGUAUCUAUGGAGUGCUUGCACCAGUCAGGUGACGCGGCUGUGCGACCUGUCGUCGGAAGGCAAUGCUGUCACCUCAGUCGCGUGGAGCGAGCGCGGACAUCUUGUCGCCGUGGGCACGCAGAAAGGACACAUCAGUGUAUGGGAUGUCGCGGCUAAUAAGGAGGUGACAAAACUGCAAGGUCACAUCGCGCGUGUGGGCGCGUUGGCGUGGAAUGGCGACAUGCUGAGCUCCGGCUCGAGGGACCGACAUAUACGACAGCGGGACACUAGGACACCACCUCAGCAGACGUCGCGCGUGCUGCAAGGGCACCGGCAGGAGGUGUGCGGCCUCAAGUGGUCGCCCGACGGACAGUCGCUGGCUUCGGGCGGGAAUGACAAUAAACUCUUCGUAUGGUCUAUGCACAGCACGUCCCCGGUGCAGACGUACGGCGCGCACGUCGCCGCCGUGAAGGCCAUCGCCUGGUCGCCGCACCAGCACGGCCUGCUGGCCUCCGGCGGCGGCACCGCCGACCGCUGCAUACGCUUCUGGAACACCCUCACCUCGCAGCCCAUGCAGUGCGUCGAUACAGGAUCACAAGUGUGCAACUUGGCUUGGUCCAAACACUCCAGCGAGUUGGUCUCCACGCACGGAUAUUCGCAAAAUCAAAUCCUCGUGUGGAAGUAUCCUUCAUUAACACAGGUGGCAAAGCUAACAGGACAUUCGUAUCGCGUCCUCUACCUUGCUCUGUCCCCCGACGGCGAGGCGAUAGUCACCGGCGCAGGGGACGAGACGUUACGCUUCUGGAACGUCUUCUCCAAAACUCCUUCACAUAAAGAAAAUAAGAGCGUACUUAAUCUGUACACCGCGCUCAGAUAAACUGUCAAAGAGUAAAGUGAAACGUCAAUUGGCGCUAGUGUCGCGACAUAGAUUAUAAAGUGAAGUGUCAAAAGUGAUGCCAUCUAUCGACUUUGUGGCGUAAUGUCAAACCAAAUACGUUUGAAUCGUGUUUCUAAUUUAUUACGCGAAUUAAUUAAGUUAACAGAUGUCUAAUAUAUUGAAAGGGUUCCGGUUUAUUAUAUGCCUAGUUAUACAUAUGUAUAGUUUUUUAUUUGUGACAAAUUAUUUUGGAAUCGAUUUAAUAUAGCGGAUGGUAGAUGGAAAAUAUAAUUUGACGUUUUUCCCGCCUUUUGUUGAUGUCAAAUUGUGAUUUUUUAAAUAAAUCCGAUUCGAUGUAUUUUUAUAACCAAACAAACUGUUGUUUAGAUUUUGUAUUGUUACUUUUUCGUGCAAUUUCUGAGAAAUUUAGAAACAGUAAAUUAAGAGAUUUUUUAA